CAGUGGUUGCAACACUUUUUUCCGGUUCCUUUACCGUACGAAAACAACACUGAAUGGAAGAGAGGACGUUCUGGGCUUUAACAUCUCAGAAUUCCAACAAAUACCAGCGAUGUAAAUAGAUAGUCUGCUUUAGUUUGUCUAAAUGUGCGUUUUUUCAAGACGACCGAACCUAUACUGACUCUUCCCCCCCCCCCCCCCCCCCUGAGUUCGUGUUGGUUUACGGCAACAUGGAGAGUUUGGACAAAAGUUUAAUAAGACGGACACUCAUUGGACGACAUCACCGUUGCAGCUACUAAUUAUUCAACAAACUCAAGCCAGAAGAUCACAGAAUUUAAGAGCUGUGUGAAGUUGGAGACAAUGUCCCUCAUGUUGACUUGAGCACAGGGCAGAACAAAGUGACACUAUGAAGGGAAAGCAUAAUGAUAUAUCUCCAUGCACAGCAGCUGCAAGUAUCCCAAGUCAAAUGUCUAUGAGUGCUCAAGAGCCAGGACUAAGGAGAAUUGGAGAUAUGCUGCAAUUAAAGCGUAAACUUGGGCGACCAUUUAAGAAAAAAACAUUGAUUAAAAUGGCUAAAAUGAUGACAAUAGUGCAAAAGGAGGAUGCUAUUUACAACAACAAACAAGAUGGUUGGGUGGAAGAAAAAGUGACAACAGUCCAGCAGGAAGUUACCUCCCAUAAACACAAGAAAGUAAUAAUAAAAAAAACAGAAACUGAUUUUUCACACCUAAGACGAUCUUCCAGAACAACAAAACCUGUUGAAAUAACGGACUUUACUCCGGAUCCUACUGAACACAUUUUACCACCAUCAGGACAUAUUGAGCCUUUCCUGAGGAAAGAAGAUUCAACUUGUACCCUUUCGACAACCUCCCCAACAAGGAUGUGUAGCGCAGAAGCUGCCCCUCAAAUUGACGUCCCAAGUCUUCACAAGGGAAAAAUAAAAGGAAGGCAAAGAUCUACCAAGAAAGGCAGUCAAAUUAAGAAAAAGAAAAUCACUUAUGAAGGCUCUGAUCCUCCCAAUAUUCCUACACAGACCCUCCCUGAGAUUGAGCCUACAGAUAACGGGGUAAAGAAGACCACAAAUGCGAAAAAAAGAAAGAUAGACAGUGAAGCUAAUAAGAAAAGCAAACAAGGAAUUACUGCUUUAGAACCGAUGUUUUCAACAGUUCCUCAGGAGGAUAUUUAUGCUGAUAAAGGCAUUUCAACACAAACGAUAAUAACCCCUCUCAAUUCAUUGCACCAGAAACCACUUAAUCGUACUAAAUACAAGAAAGGCAAAAAAGCAAGGGAUAUCCCCUUAUUGAAUACAACGGAACAAUUUGGGGUGUGCUGUUCAUUACCUGAGUCUCCUGUGUUGCAACCACCUGUUGAGUGUGACGCAGAAAACCCCAGAAAAGCUAAGAAGCAGUGUAACAACAAGAGUCCACAGAAAUCAGAGAAGAAAACUAAAGUGAAAUGUGUCACGUCAACAAAGGCAAAGAAAUCAAGGAAAAGGAAAGUUCCCUCGAAAACUAACGGAGUUGACUCAUCAACUGCUGAUAUUAUUCUUGGAGAAAUGCCAGUUUGUUCUUCUCAGUCAGUUCAUGGCUCAGAACUCAACAAAAACAGUUGUCAUUCAAAAAAACCUCAAACUGAGGCAGUGUCACCACUGACUAGGGAUGAUCUGCCAAUCAAAAUUGAACCACAAACACGAAAGGGUUCAAGGAAUAAGUUGAAUAAUGCAGAUAUAACCUCAAAUCCGGAGACUGAAAACCCCCCUGAAAAGAAGAGCCAGCAAAAAAGCAGGGUGAAAAAAAAUAGAAUUACAAAAACCAACAUCUUGAAUCUUUCCACUGCUCUCACCCACCCCACUGUAGCAAAUGAAAACAUACUGUUACCUGUGUUAAAUCCAACCAUUGCUGAGAAGCCAAAACACGAAAUGCCAAGUCUACCUACUUCCACUGUGUCACGGCAUGUUCCAGCAUCACUAGCCACACCUUCAGAAAAAGGACAGGUAGCAGAACCCGUGAGUGCUCAUAGUUUGAAGAGAAAACAACCACAAAAAGUAAUGAGAUCUAAGAAGACAAAGGUCAGGACUUUUAAACCUAAGUUACAUAACGGUUGUAAUGUCUCAAACGAUGAAGAACUAGUCAAAUGUACAGAAAUGGACGGCAUGCUCAAUGAGAUGAAAAAUGGCCCAAAAAAGAAGAAAAAGGUAAUGAAAGCUUCCAUGGGGAAAACGGCUGACUUCAAUAUGCAGAGUACAUGCCCCGAAUCUGUAGCGCACAGAACCGUGACGGAAGACAAACUAGCUCCUGUUGCUAUUAACGUGAAACAUAAAAAGUCGAGUCUUACCCCUUCGGAUGCAACACCGCCUCUUCCAUCUUCAGCGGCUUCGCCAGACAAAGGACAGUUGGCAGAGUCUGUGAGUCCUGCUGGGGGGAGGAGACCACCACAGCAAAGAGGAAAGCUGUCUAAGAGAAAGUCCAGGCCGCCUCGAAAGAAAAGAAAAUUAAACUACAGGAACAAUCUCUCAAAAGAAAUCAAACCACUUGAAUCAGUGAAAGGACCAAGUGACAAGGUGCUUACCGCUAAAGUGGUGAAGGAUGACCUUGCUGUGGCCUCAACAGCUGAGCAAGAAAACAUGUUGGCGGGCUUCAAUCACUAUACCUCACCUUCAGGAAGAAGUACCAAAGACAUUUCAAUCUUUUCAGACAGUACCAUUGAGAGUGUGGCUGAACUAGACAAUACUUUGUGGGAGUCCACAGAUGCACCCAAUAUAAAUCAAAGUUCUAGCCAAUCUGAAACUUUUACUUCUAAUAUGGAUGUAUUAUGUGACAGAAAGAUUCAAAAACAGACUUGUGGAUCCCAGGGCGAGACUGGAGCUUCAGAGACAGUUCACGAAAACAAGGAGGCCGUGAAUAGACAGUCAACAGCCGACAAAGCAUUGCUGCAUUCAAAUGUGAAACUAAGAAAACCUAUAACAUGUCGUUUCUGUGGCUGCACAUUUCGACACAUCUCGGCAUACUCAGUUCACGAGUGCAUUCACACAGGCAAGAAGCCUUACAGGUGCUUGAAAUGUGGCAAGAGAUUCGCUCAGUUUUCCAAACUCCGUUUGCACGCCAACAUCCACAGACGGCCAGACCAUAUCCGGUGUCCAUGCUGUUCCCUAGGGUUUCCAAACAAACCUGAGUUGAUUGUCCAUUUCAAGAUUCACAUGAAAAGGACCAACAAGGUCGGUUUAAUGGGACAAGGAAGAGACAUUCAAGCUCAGAUGCCUGGUAAUGACAGUGUCCCCCCUGUCCCUCUGAAAACCAGCGCCUCCCUCAUACGUCCCUCUUCUUUCAAUGACACGUUAGAAAUGCACACCUUGCCAACAAACGGCCUUGUGAAGCCUUACAUCUGCAGCAUCUGUGGUAUGAAGUUCGACAAGUCCUCAAGUUACUACAUUCAUGGGAGAACUCACCGGCAUGCACAGCCAUAUGCCUGCUCCGUGUGUGGCGAAGGCUUCAAUCAGCUGAGGAAGCUGAAAGUCCACUCCAGAACUCACUCAGGAGAGAUGCCGUCCUCUGCUGCCCGCUGUGAUGACGCUUCCUGUGGCUUGUCAUCCCCGCACUCACAUCCAACCUCCAAAGUACGUUCUGAGACGAAUGAUGAAGCCGAUGGGAGUACAGUUGACUUUGACGGUUUUCUGGUUAAGCAAGGGGUAGACGGACAGAUCAACACCCCCAUGUUCUUUAAAUGUCAGAUUUGCAAACAGCUGCACCGUCACUGGUGUCAAUAUGUACUUCAUCUGCAAACGCACACCGAAGUCUACUUAUACCUAUGUGAGGUCUGUCGACAACAGUAUAACCAGGUCUCUAAGACGACUAGACAUUGUAAGGUUUGUUGUAGAAAGAGUGGGGAGGAAAGAGCAUGUAAUGCAUCCCUGUCCGAAGUCUUGCAGGAGCCUCCAUCGUCUCAGAGUCGGACGCUUAGACACCCUCCUGAGUUUUUGCCCGGCGAUCAUCAGGAACGAUGGUCUCAGGCUUCCUCAUCUGAGAUGAGCUGUGGUUCAGAGCAUCAGAAGAAACAGGCAGCCAGAAAGCUCUCUGGUUUGCUGGCGAACGCCUGGCGUAGAAGAUACGCAUGUGCGCAGUGUGGAAAGUCCUUCAACCAAUGGAACAAGCUCUGGCUGCAUCAUAAGAUGCACCGACAGAAAGGCAGGUGCUUCCCAUGUACUCAGUGCAAGUUGGAGUUUUAUUAUUUUGGGUCAUACAGGGACCACAUGCAUGAGCAUGCCACCCUCAGCCCCUUUGUCUGCCCUUUGUGUCCCAAAGCCUUCAUCGCCAGCGAGGACCUCAGCACCCAUCUUUGUGAACAUCACAACCCGUGCGAAUGCCUUAAAUGCGACACGUGCGGAAAAUGUUUUACGAGUUUUCAAAGCUUGGAGAGACACGGCCGGCUGCACAAAGGCGCCAACUCGAAUCACUGUCUCCUGUGUGACGUGUCGUUUCGCAGCACCUCGGCCUUGCAAGACCACUUGAAGACCCACGAAAGCCUUCUUCGGAACCCCCUCCCUGUAGGGCCGGUAGAACCUUUCCUAUAUCCAUAUCACUGUAGAAAAUGCAAGGCCAGAUUCACAAGCACAGAUUUGCUACAAGCUCAUCAGGUCUGCCAUCUCAAUGCAAACGGUAAACCUGUUAGCAGUUCACCUCAGACGUUGGCUAGCUCUCAUCAAUCUAAAACUCCAAGUAAAGUGAUUCCGAAAGCCUUACCUGUGUUCUCCAAACAAAAAAAGACUCGUCCUGUCACCAAGAGGAAUAACCUGUUUUGGUAUCCUCACCCGGACCAACUGUAUAUGCUCCCUGUCCUGCCCUCAGAACCACCAGUCGUUAUUUCAGACGCUGAAGAUCCCCAAGUUAUCGUCACUACUCCUUUAACUCUCAGCUCCCCAAUCAACUACCCGUCAGACAUCGUACACAACGAUCAUGCAAAUGGCAUCGCUGAAGUGACGCCCUCACAGUCGCCUCAGCUCACACCAAAAUCAACAACCAUUCUCCUCAAUGACGUCAACGCCAAGCUGUGUCGCCAAGCAACGACACCUUUGAAACACACCUCCUCUGGUCCCUUGGGCAGAGACCUGGCGCAGAAUGUCCCACCUCGUGGUCAGGCCGUCUCCAGGGAUGAAGAUGCGGACGAUGAGUACGAAGACGAUGAUCUCGUCGAAAUUUCGGCCGUUGCUGAGACUCCAGGGGAGCCGGAGAGUGAUGGGUUCAGCUGCGUGGUUUGCAAGGCUACUUUCACAAUCGUUUCAGACCUUCACGAUCAUUAUGUGCACCAUGCCAGAGGAGUUAUAUGAAAAACUAUUCUUUGUUUUGUUAUUUCAUGUGAAUAGGUGCCUAGGGUUUUCCCUUCAUUUGUGUGAUUGUAGCUUUUUAACAUUGAGGUUUUAUCUUAAACAUUCGAUCAAUGAUAGAUUCUUAUUUCUCAUUUAGAUUCAUAUUCUCAGGACCAACACUGUCACUAAAGCUUAUGUAACAAUGUCAAUUUUAAUUGUGUAAAAGCUCACUUAAUGACACUAUUGAAAGUUUUUCUAUCUUUGAAUACAUCUUGUUUAUCUUUUUAACACGUUUAGCAAUAAAUGAGUGUUUGAAAAACUGUGAAUGCCAACAUUAAGAAUAUGCUGUAUUAGUUAUGUUAAACAAUUCUUAGUAUUAAGAUGCAUCUGUCUCGGCCAUGGAGACGAUUUUCUUUCCUUUUUUGUAGGAGGUAAUCUAGACUCUAAAAGUUUGUUGUAAAUAAAAAUGUACUCUUACUCAGUUUCA
This is a messenger RNA of Hypomesus transpacificus, 5783 nucleotides long. RefSeq lists its product as uncharacterized. Lineage: Eukaryota; Metazoa; Chordata; Actinopteri; Osmeriformes; Osmeridae. Gene Ontology annotation, biological process: regulation of transcription by RNA polymerase II. The transcript has 3 exons. Gene Ontology annotation, molecular function: DNA-binding transcription factor activity, RNA polymerase II-specific; RNA polymerase II transcription regulatory region sequence-specific DNA binding. Gene Ontology annotation, cellular component: nucleus. The coding region runs from base 404 to 5317 and encodes 1637 amino acids. The record is from RefSeq and is a predicted model, not a curated record.